Solanum lycopersicum (tomato) is the source of this 1290-nucleotide messenger RNA. NCBI's taxonomy places the organism in Eukaryota, Viridiplantae, Streptophyta, Magnoliopsida, Solanales, Solanaceae. The record is from RefSeq and is a predicted model, not a curated record.
ACCGGCGAGAAGAUGCCGAGAGAAAUAUCCGAAAGAUGAGAGAGAAUGGAAUUGUACCUGAUAUUCUCACAUCAACAACCAUGGUUCACAUGUACAGCAAAGCAGGUGAUCUGGAUCGAGCAAAAGCCGCAUUUGAGAGCUUGAGAAGUCAAGGAUUUCUACCAGACAUGGGGGUUUACAGUUCCAUGAUCCUAGCCUAUGUAAAUGCUGGCGACCCGAAGAAAGGUGAAUCAUUGAUGAAGGAAAUGGAGGUAAGAGACAUGAAACCCUCUAAGAAGAUCUAUAUGGCCCUCCUAAGGUCAUUUUCUCAGCACGGUGAUGCUAAUGGAGCCCAAAGAAUAGCAACUUCAAUGCAAUUUUCAGGAUUUCAGCCCACUUUAGAGUCAUGUAUGUUACUUGUUGAGGCAUUUGGAAAAGCGGGUGACCCUGAUCAGGCAAGGCAGAAUUUUGAUUACAUGAUUAAACUUGGACACAAGCCAGAUGAUAGAUGCACUGCUACCAUGAUAGCAGCAUAUGAUAAGAAUAACUUGCUGGAUAAAGCCUUAAGUCUUUUAAUAGAGCUUGAGAAAGAUGGCUUUGAGCCUGGGGUGGCUACUUAUUCGGUUUUGGUGGAUUGGUUGAGUAAAAUGCAACUAAUUGAUGAAGCUGAACAACUCUUAGAUAAAAUUGCUGAGCAGGGUGAGGCUCCUCCAUUCAAGGUUUAUAUUAGCCUAUGUGACAUGUAUGCAAGAGCUAAUGUUGAGAAAAAGGCUCUUCAAGCUCUUGGAGUUUUGGAGGCAAAACAAGAGCAGUUGGAACCAGAAGAUUUCGAGAGGAUUAUAUGGUCGCUUAUAGCUGGUGGAUUUGUACAAGAUGCUCAAAAGUUCCAAGGAUUGAUGGAAGCUCGGGGAUUUACAGUGUCUGAGCAACUUCAAGUGACACUCAUGGCGUCUCAAACUUUUCUUCGCAGAAGACCAUCUGUAAGAUAAUGUUGAUCGCUUGCAUAAAAGAACUUUUUGCGUGGUGAGAUGUGGUGAUUAGGGGGCAGGUGAAUUGCUAUCACUGAUUCCUAGAUUAUUUUAUGGAACAUUAUAUAUUAAUUUAAUGUUGUAAAUAAUAAAUCAUUCAGUAUAGCUGAUCCAGAUGAUUAGCUGUUUUACUAGUAGUAAUGGAUGUUCCAUUGCUGUGUCUAUAAGAAAUGGUUUAGGUAAUUUCACAUGGUAUAGUAAAAUGAAAAUUUCUGUGGUGCUUAGCCCUAUUUGUGCUGCAGAGAAUGUUUAUAAAUCGCCAUGUGUGUGAAAGUUGUUUCAA